AUGCGAUGAUAUGUCGCGCGAAGUGAUCACCGAUUGUAACGGCGGUCAGGAUUUAGACAAACGAUUAGUCGACGUGUUGUCCAUCGCUGACACCGAAGACCAUCACCGCUCGGAACCGAUGAUCACCGCCGCCACAGACGAUGACCACAGAGUGGACAACUCGGAGGACAGGGAGGAGGGGGUGGGCGACAACAUUGGCGACACAGUCUUCAGCAAACACUGGCUCUUCCAGUGUCUCAUCAAUACUGUCAACAUAAUCAACGGCGAGAAGAGUGGGGACACUAAUGGCGGCGCUGAUGGCAGUGUCGAUGAUAAUGAGCGCCUGUCGUCGUCGUCGGCGGUGGUGACCGCUUUCGGACCGCGAGAGCCCAUAGAACUGGACGACCGGACGGACGAAGAGUUGUCAAUACUGUGGGAUAUGUCGAUCAAUGAGGAUGUGAUGGCGUUUCUCAACGAUUAUAAGGCCAUCGAUCUCUUCGAGACGAUACUAAUGCGGACCAAUUCGCCCCGAUUUGCCGAAAUAAGUGCCGGAAUAUUGGCCAACAUUGCUGUCAAUCGUGAUAUAUGUGUCAAUCUGGCCAAUAGACCACUCUUUAGACAAUUAAUACUGGAAUCGUUGAGCUCUUCGGACACACCAUUUGUCAUACAAGUGGUGCGAAUAGUGAGCGCAUCGCUAAGCAAUGGCGAAACGCAGGACCGAUGGCUGGCGGCCAUCAAAGAGCGCUCCGACCAAUUCCUGACGACAAUACACCACACGCUCGAGAACUGUCUCAACUGUGAUCUACUCCGGAGUGAAAUCCUAUUGUUAAACAAAAUGCUAUACUUAGACGACACGAUGGCCGCCGUGUGGCUCACGUUUGACCGCCGAUACGAGUGCGUGAAGACACUGUUGUCGGCCACCGAUCAACUGCUGGCCGACGAUCCCGAGAACGUG
This is a messenger RNA of Medioppia subpectinata, 934 nucleotides long. NCBI's taxonomy places the organism in Eukaryota, Metazoa, Arthropoda, Arachnida, Sarcoptiformes, Oppiidae. The record is from the annotation of a GenBank genome assembly.